AUGGCGUCAGAAUCGACAUUGGUAGAUUGGACCUUAUUUACGGAUGGGGCUUCAAACGUAAAAGGGUCCGUGCUUGGAAUAGUCUUGAUCACGCCUUUAGGGGAAACCUUGAGGCAAGCCAUCAGAACAAUUCCUUUAACUAACAAUGAAGCAGAGUACAAAGCUUUGAUUGUAGGGAUCGAAUUGGCCCGGGGGCUUGUCUCCGAAAUCAUCAAAAUCAAAUGUGAUUCGCAGUUGGUGGUGACUCAGGUCUACAUAAUUUUUGACACCAAAGAAGAACGUAUGCAAAAAUAUGUGAUAAAAGUUCAGGAUUUAUUGGCACGAUUCCGAGAGUGGUCAAUUACUCAUAUCCUGAGGGAAGAUAACGCGGAAGCAGAUGCAUUGGAAAAUUUGGGCUCAUCGACAGAAGUCCAGGGAUCGGGAUCAGGAACGGUUGGAAGCAGCAAAAGGAAACUGGCCCGAAGAAUUACCUGGGGUUCGAUGGGCCUACCGAACAAUGACCAAGUCAAGCACGGGAGAAACCCCUUUUCCCCUUGUGUACGACGCAAAAGCUUUGAUACUGGUGGAAGUAUGGGAACCAACCAUACGGUAUUUCCAGGUGAACAAAGAAUCGAACAACAAAGCAAUGCUAAUCAACUUGGAGCUGCUCGAGGAAGACAGGGACUUGGUGCAUGUCAGAGUAGCGGCUAA
Molecule: messenger RNA, 690 nt
Organism: Nicotiana tabacum (common tobacco)
Lineage: Eukaryota; Viridiplantae; Streptophyta; Magnoliopsida; Solanales; Solanaceae
Source: RefSeq, a predicted model, not a curated record